Pseudozyma flocculosa PF-1 is the source of this 1389-nucleotide messenger RNA. RefSeq lists its product as uncharacterized. Bases 1 to 1389 code for a protein of 462 amino acids. The record is from RefSeq and is a predicted model, not a curated record. Lineage: Eukaryota; Fungi; Basidiomycota; Ustilaginomycetes; Ustilaginales; Ustilaginaceae. Gene Ontology annotation, molecular function: zinc ion binding; ubiquitin-protein transferase activity; protein binding. Gene Ontology annotation, biological process: protein import into peroxisome matrix; protein monoubiquitination. Gene Ontology annotation, cellular component: peroxisomal importomer complex; peroxisomal membrane. The transcript has 3 exons.
AUGGAUCUGCUCACCUCGGUGGAUCCGACGUCGUCGUCGUCGUCGGACCCCUACCACCCGUCGUUCUUCGAGCUGGCGGCCUCGGACCAGCUGCGCGACCUCAUCAAGCCCGCCGCGCGCUACAUCCUCGCCGUCCUGGCCCAGCGCAACCCGCGCCACCUCAUCCGCAUCGUAAACCACUUUGACGAGGUGUACCACCUCGUCAUGCUCGGCGUGGAGCGCCACUACCUCUCGACCUGGGGCGCCUCGUUUGCCGAAAACUUCUACGGCCUCAAGCGACGACGCCGCCCCGCCCUCCAGACGACACGCGCGCAGAGCAGCAGCGCCAGCACCAGCGUCGCCAUCGCGCGCGCAGAGGCACUCACAAGGCGCGAGGUCAGGCUCUCGCUCCUCUUUGCCGUCGGCUUGCCCUACGUCCAGGCCAAGCUGCACGACUUUUGGGAGAGGAACGGUGGAGGCGUCGACGGUCUCGACGGCGACGAUGACGGCCUGUUUGGCGACGAGGGCCAGCCGGGCGGCAGAUCGAGGCUCAUGGAAGAGGCCCCAGCAUCGAGGCGCGAGCGGCUGCACCGCGCCCUCCUCCGCCUCUUCAAGACGUCGUACCCGUACGCAGGCGCACUCUACCAGCUCUGGCUGCUAUCGUACAACGUGGGCUACCUGUUUGACAAGACGCCCUACUGGCGCCCGUGGUUCUGGCUGAUGCGCGUCGACGUCCGCCGCAUGGGAGGCGGCGAUGGACCACGUCGACCGGUGCUGCCGAAACGCAUGCCGCCCCUCAGCCAACCGCUGCGCCUGCUCUCGACGCUGCUCCGUCUCUCGCCGCGCCUCGUCUUCGAGAGCCUCAAGUACGCGCUGCCUCUCUCGAUUUUCUUCUUCAAGUUCCUCGAAUGGUGGUACGGCGCCGACAACCCGCGCCGGCGUCGCGGUCGCGGUUCCGGAUCCGGCUCGGGCGCUGCGGGAGGAGACGGGGAUGGGUCGGGUUCGGGUCCACUCUUCGGCCCGCCCUCUGUUCUCCAACCGCAUCCGCGUGGCAUCCUCACGCACUGGUCCGACCGGAAGGAGGCUGGAAAGGCAUGGAAACACCCCAAGGUCGCUACGCACCUCGCCUCCUCCUCCUCCUCCGAGGACGGAGAGGAAGACGCACAACAGACGCCACCACCCCCCUACACACCCACCGCCACGACGACAGGGGAGGGAGGCCGCAAGCUGAUCCACAAUAGCUGUCCGCUCUGUGGCACCACGCCCAUCGCCAAUCCGGCCUUGCUGCCGAGCGGCUACGUCUUCUGCUACACGUGCGCCCACGACUACGUCGAGAGGCACGCCAGAUGUCCCGUCACGCUCGUGCCGAUCCACGAGGGCGUUGAUGGACUACGAAAGGUCCUCGGUUGA